AUGCCUUCAAUGGUUCCUGUGCCAGCCAUAGCCUCUGUAAUAUGUUCCAUGAAGAGCUCAGUUCAAACCGUCCUUGCCAUCCCUGAGCUUCUAGAACUUAUCCUCCUUCAACUACCAUUCCUCGAUCUUGUUCGAGCUCAAAUGAUCAGUCAGAGCUUUUACAACGUUAUAGACUCCUCAAACUUACUUCAACAAACUUUGUUCUUCCGUGCAUCGCCAGCUACAUCAUUUCCACGGCCUAAUCCUCUCCUCCAGCCUUGUCACAACGCGCAGUUCCUAGACCUACGAUCAACUCAUAAACAAUGCAGAUAUCUGCAUAAUCCGCGCGGUCGUAGAAUGGCAGAUUGGAGCAAAUGGCCAGCUAUAGAGUAUCAUCAAGGUUUCAGAUUAGAAGUCAAACCUGCAAAUGAGGCAGUCAGAAGAAAAGAGGCUACUUAG
Sclerotinia sclerotiorum 1980 UF-70 is the source of this 438-nucleotide messenger RNA. RefSeq lists its product with no specific name. Bases 1 to 438 code for a protein of 145 amino acids. Lineage: Eukaryota; Fungi; Ascomycota; Leotiomycetes; Helotiales; Sclerotiniaceae. The record is from RefSeq and is a predicted model, not a curated record. Gene Ontology annotation, molecular function: protein binding. The transcript has a single exon.